Molecule: messenger RNA, 762 nt
Organism: Meyerozyma guilliermondii ATCC 6260
Lineage: Eukaryota; Fungi; Ascomycota; Pichiomycetes; Serinales; Debaryomycetaceae
Exons: 1
Coding region: 1-762 (253 amino acids)
Source: RefSeq, a predicted model, not a curated record
AUGAUCAUAAAUUACCGCCCAGAGUCGGGUCUAGCCUUCCCCAGUGUGUGUCCCAGUGCAGUGAAACCGCCGGCCGAUGCCGUGCUAGUCAGCAAAAUGGAUUUUGACUCGUGUGACGAGUCUGCGCCCGAGUCGCAGGGCUCGGUGAUGAGUGAAUUGGUGGAUGAUGUUCCGUUGCUCGUUUCGGAUUCGGAGGAAGACGAAGCCGAAAACGAAGUAACUAAAAGUGGCGUUGAAAACGAGAAUAACGAAAAGAACAGCACUCGCUUGAAACAGGAAAGAGACCAGGUGAUGACGGUUAUCGUCAAGUACAUCGCUGCCAAGAUCAAAAAUUCGUUCCCUCCUGAACAGGCUUCACGGAUCGACGGGUCGUUGCCCUUGGACAAGUUUCUUCUCAUACUAACUAGUAGACUUCAGGUGUCGUUAGUGGAGUUCAUGAAGAGUAUAAUCUACCUUUUCCGUUACAUGGAUAUUGUCUAUUUGCUCCGCUACUUGAACCAGUGCAACAACAUGGCCAACUACAAUGGUAUGGACUUUACUUUGCGGAAACUCAUCGUGGGCUGUUUCAAGCUUGCUUUAACCAGAGACCGUAUCGUGCGCGACUUUCCUCAAAUCACCGGUCUCUCCAACCAAGAGAUUAGUGCAGUGACAAGAAAGAUAAUUUCACGUAUGAACGGCAAAGUGUCCAUUAAAGACACAGAGGUGCUCCGGAUGAAGCUGGAACUCUACAGAUUUGUUCGAAUGGUGUCUACGGUAUAUUAG